Oxyura jamaicensis (ruddy duck) is the source of this 369-nucleotide messenger RNA. RefSeq names its product tubulin alpha chain. The record is from RefSeq and is a predicted model, not a curated record. The annotation marks the transcript as partial. Gene Ontology annotation, cellular component: microtubule; cytoplasm. The transcript has a single exon. NCBI's taxonomy places the organism in Eukaryota, Metazoa, Chordata, Aves, Anseriformes, Anatidae. Gene Ontology annotation, biological process: mitotic cell cycle; microtubule cytoskeleton organization. Gene Ontology annotation, molecular function: structural constituent of cytoskeleton; GTP binding.
UGCCCAACUGGUUUCAAGGUGGGCAUCAACUACCAGCCUCCCACGGUGGUGCCCGGGGGGGACCUGGCCAAGGUGCAGCGCGCCGUCUGCAUGCUGAGCAACACCACGGCCAUCGCCGAGGCCUGGGCCCGCCUGGACCACAAGUUUGACCUGAUGUACGCCAAGCGUGCCUUUGUGCACUGGUACGUGGGGGAGGGCAUGGAGGAGGGGGAGUUCUCGGAGGCCAGGGAGGACAUGGCCGCCCUGGAGAAGGAUUACGAGGAGGUGGGGGCUGACAGCGUGGAGGGCGAGGAGGAUGGGGAGUACUAGUGCCUUGUCCGUUCUGCCAGCCGCACCGCGAGCUGUUCAAUAAAAGUCCAGUCUGCAUCA